CACAAUCUAGGAGGCGGAUUUGAUGUAUGUCUUCUCCCACUCUCCUCUCCUGUUGGCGACGGGCUUCGGCUUUACCACUGUUAUCACGUUUGCUAUCCUCUACAGGUUUCUGGCGUCUCCAUAUCGCUUGCUGAGCAAUCAUGGAAUCAGGGGCCCAACACCUCUUCCCCUACUAGGGAAUUUCUUGAGCAUAAACAAGGUUGGGCAUGAUCGUUUUCUGGAGGAGCAGAUUGAAACAUUCGGGAAAGUUUUUGGAUACUAUGUCGGCACCACCCCAAAGGUUGCCAUAACUGAUGUUGAGAUAGCAAAGGAGAUAAUGGUGAAAGAAUUCGAGAACUUCAGUGACAGGGGAUUCAUAGGUCCACCUAGCCUCAUUCCAAAGGCACUGGGAGUCCAGCCUGGAAUGAUAGUGUCUAGUGUGGAGAUAUGGAGGCCAGGGCGACGUGCUCUCACUCCAUCAUUCUCAGCCAUGAAGAUGAAGCUGAUGGUGCCACUGAUAAAAAAGAGCACUGGUGUUCUUCUGGAUAUACUGGGAGGGUUUGCUGAGUCAGACAAGAGUGUAGAGGUUUUCGGGUAAUUUCACACUUACCCAUCUCUUAUAUAGUUUAGUUUAUUUCUACCAUACACCAUAAUCAUAGUCAAUCAUGCUACAGAGUGUAUGGAGGGUUCACAAUGGAGACUCUGAUGGCCACAGCAUUUGGCCAGGAUGUGGCUGUUCAGAGAGGAGAGGGGGACCAGGUCUCCAAGGCUGCUGACACUGUCUUCAGGGCAGCUGAGGAAGGAUCUGCCCUUUCGGUUGAUGUGCUAGGAUUGAUUCUCUCAAGCUUCCCUUGCCUGGAACCACUGAUACUGCGAGCUGUGCGCAACUCUGAAGCAGGAAGUGCAGUAAAGCUAAUGAAUGAUUCUGCCAUUCAUCUCAUUGAGGCCAGAAUGCAGAGUCAACAUCCUCCAAAGGUGAAGGAUUUGCUUCAACUUAUGAUAGAUGCAACUGUUGAUGAAGAUAAUGGUGACAAUUCUUCCAGGAAAAAAUUAACCAGCACUGAAAUUGCAGGGUUUUCAGUUGACUUCUUCCUGGCUGGCUACGAGACCACGGCCACCACCCUGGGGUUUACCUCCUACCUCCUGGCAAUGAACACUCAUGUUCAGGAGAAGCUGCAAGUUGAGAUUGAUGAAUACUUUGAGGAAAAUCCAGACGGUUCUUUGUAUGAAGCAGCUCAAAAGCUAAAGUACCUGGAGAUGGUCCUCUUUGAGUCCAUGAGGCUCUACACACCGAUCCCAAAAACUCAGCGUCACUGCUACAAGACCGUGACAGUUGGUGGAGUGACUAUUCCUAAGGGAGCUGAUGCAUUGAUUCCUAUUGAUGUCAUCCACCAUAUGCCACAGUACUGGCCAGACCCUUACAAGUUUGAUCCUGAGAGGUUCACAGCUGAGGCAAAGGCCAAUCGACCGCAGUUGGCUUACAUGCCAUUUGGUUGGGGUCCUCGCAACUGUAUUGGACUCAGGUUUGCUCUUCUGGAGGCUAAGAUUGCUCUCAUGGAGAUUCUCAGGAAGUACAGCUUUGCCCGCGCACCAGAAACUGUGGAAAACCUGAAGCCAUCAACUGGCCUUACAUUAACUCCUAAGGGAGGAGUGCUGCUAAAGAUCUUACCAAGAACUUAAACUCUUUAAAUAAACUGCUGAUACACUGAUAGCCAUAUUUUAUAUUCCAAAAGAGUGCACAUUUUUGCCUUGCAAUUGGUUAUUAACCCUUGGCCAGCCAUGGGCAUAAUAUAUAUAUUUAUUUUGACUUGCGUGGGCGGAUCAAAGGAGCCGCGCAUACUCUUAUUUCCCGUAUUGUAGCACG
Messenger RNA from Geodia barretti, 1843 nucleotides. Lineage: Eukaryota; Metazoa; Porifera; Demospongiae; Tetractinellida; Geodiidae. The record is from the annotation of a GenBank genome assembly.